This is a messenger RNA of Gigantopelta aegis, 939 nucleotides long. Its product is annotated as putative per-hexamer repeat protein 5. NCBI's taxonomy places the organism in Eukaryota, Metazoa, Mollusca, Gastropoda, Neomphalida, Peltospiridae. The coding region runs from base 1 to 939 and encodes 312 amino acids. The transcript has a single exon. The record is from RefSeq and is a predicted model, not a curated record.
AUGUAUACCAACAGUGUUAGUGGCGAUGGUCUUCACGUGUAUACCAACAGCGUUAGUGACGAUGGUCUUCACGUGUAUACCAACAGGGUUAGUGGCGAUGGUCUUCACAUGUAUACCAACAGCGUUAGUGGCGAUGGUCUUCGCGUGUAUACCAACAGCGUUAGUGACGAUGGUCUUCGCGUGUAUACUAACAGGGUUAGUGGCGAUGGUCUUCACAUGUAUACCAACAGCGUUAGUGGCGAUGGUCUUCGCGUGUAUACCAACAGGGUUAGUGGCGAUGGUCUUCACAUGUAUACCAACAGCGUUAGUGGCGAUGGUCUUCGCGUGUAUACCAACAGCGUUAGUGACGAUGGUCUUCGCGUGUAUACCAACAGCGUUAGUGACGAUGGUCUUCACAUGUAUACCAACAGGGUUAGUGGCGAUGGUCUUCACAUGUAUACCAACAGCGUUAGUGGCGAUGGUCUUCGCGUGUAUACCAACAGGGUUAGUGGCGAUGGUCUUCACAUGUAUACCAACAGGGUUAGUGACGAUGGUCUUCACAUGUACACCAACAGCGUUAGUGACGAUGGUCUUCACGUGUACACCAACAGCGUUAGUGACGAUGGUCUUCACGUGUACACCAACAGCGUUAGUGACGAUGGUCUUCGCGUGUACACCAACAGCGUUAGUGGCGAUGGUCUUCGCGUGUACACCAACAGCGUUAGUGGCGAUGGUCUUCACGUGUACACCAACAGCGUUAGUGGCGAUGGUCUUCACGUGUAUACCAACAGCGUUAGUGACGAUGGUCUUCACGUGUAUACCAACAGCGUUAGUGACGAUGGUCUUCGCGUGUAUACCAACAGCGUUAGUGACGAUGGUCUUCGCGUGUAUACCAACAGCGUUAGUGACGAUGGUCUUCACAUGUAUACCAACAGCGUUAGUGACCACCAACAGCGUUAG